AUGUUCUUCAUCAAAGCUAGUCUCUACACUGUUCUCGUUGCUUUCUUCACGAUUGCUGUCGCUCAGGAUACUGAGGCCGUAAAGGCCGGUGGUUUAGGAUCGCAAUGCGGUACUAUUGCGGGAACGACUCCGUGUCAUUAUGGCCUGACAUGUUGCUACCUUUCCACGGAUAACGGGGUGUAA
This is a messenger RNA of Desarmillaria tabescens, 183 nucleotides long. RefSeq lists its product as uncharacterized. The transcript has 4 exons. The coding region runs from base 1 to 183 and encodes 60 amino acids. The record is from RefSeq and is a predicted model, not a curated record. Lineage: Eukaryota; Fungi; Basidiomycota; Agaricomycetes; Agaricales; Physalacriaceae.